Molecule: messenger RNA, 1107 nt
Organism: Schistosoma margrebowiei
Lineage: Eukaryota; Metazoa; Platyhelminthes; Trematoda; Strigeidida; Schistosomatidae
Source: the annotation of a GenBank genome assembly
AUGAAACGGAGUGUUACAGGAUUAUUACCUUGCACAGUAAAUGUAUGCUUGAAUCAAGGCACAUGUUUAAUGGAUCCAUUGUUCAGCAAAUUCAAGUGUAUAUGUGGGGCAUAUCAUUCUGGUAAUCUAUGUGAGAAAUUUAAUAGCAGUAUUUUCAUCUGUUCAAAACUUGGUUUAUGUAGACCACUUGGUCCAUAUCUAUUUGGAUUCAGUAUUUUUAUGCUUCUAUGUAUUCUUGUCACUUUUGGACAUGGAUUUUGUCUAUUGUUUGAUAAACUACUGAAAUAUAAAACUUCACAAUUAAAAUUUAUUGGAAGUGUACAAAAUUGUGAUGAGAGAAAGCAGAAUAGUAAUAACCAUGAUUUAAAUAAUGAAUCAAGAAUUCAAGUGUCUAGUUCCUCUGUAAAUAGAAUGAUGAAUCAAAAUCUAUUUCUGAGAAAUAUGUCAAAACUAGAUCAACAUAAAAGUUUCUCAAAUGUAAAAACUCGUGUUCAUUUUAAUGAAAUAAAGCCAAAAUACAAAUGCUUAAUACGUGAUCAAGUCAAAAUGUCACUAAAUGAGGCUGAUCAAAAUCAUCAUGAUAUUAUUAAUUUAACUCGAAUAAACAAGGAUCAGUGUUUAUUGAUUCACAAUGAAGUAAAAUCGAAAAAUCAUUUACAUUUCCAACCGAUGCCAACUUUAUUCAUUAAAAAACCAAAUUAUUCAAAUGAAUUGGACGAAAUAUCUGAAAAUGACAACCUUUAUUUAAAUGAUAAUUCCUACUUAUCAAAUGAGACUAAAGCUUCAAUAAAAUCAUCGUCAUCCAGACAAAAAGUUAAUGUUAAUGAUGAUAAUUGUGGAGGAUAUGAUAAUGACGAUGAUGAUGUUAAUGGUGACGAUAAUGAUAAUAAUGAAGACACAUUAUUAUCACAUUCCGCAAACAAUCCAUCUUUAUCACAAACAAGUUCAAAAUAUCAACAGAAUACGGAACAUACUAACGCUUUAUCAACAUUUGCCAUGACAUCUUAUUUAAACACACAUCAUAAUCACAAAAUAUGUACUAAACAUAUACUUCGAGCUCACAAAAGAGAUUCUUCUUUUUUUAAACGAUUAUUUAAAUGUGGUUAG